Schistosoma rodhaini is the source of this 2763-nucleotide messenger RNA. NCBI's taxonomy places the organism in Eukaryota, Metazoa, Platyhelminthes, Trematoda, Strigeidida, Schistosomatidae. The record is from the annotation of a GenBank genome assembly.
AUGUAUCCAUCCUACAACAAUAGUUGUAAAUAUACAAAUCCUAUAAAUAAUGUCCCCAAAAUCUCAUCCUCUUACAGGAAUGGGUGCGCUACAGAAUCAUCAACCAAAGUUAUUCCUCGAAAUAAACAUAAUGCAGCUUCCACACAAGUGUUUCAGCAAAAUAAUUGGGAUUCAAAUAAAUCUGCUUCCACUUUGCUACCAACUUCCUAUUUAAGGAGGUUAUGUAAAUUGGAUUCCAUCAAAUAUAGUGACGAAAUGAGCAUUCCGAUUAGCAAUAAUACAGAGGAUUACAACCACAUUCAAAAUGGUAAUAAAAAUCAACUAAACUUUCAAACUCCAAAAACCAAGAAGUUCGAUGGAGUCUACCUUUCAGUAAAUCGCAGAACACAACCGGGUAUUUCGGCAGCAAUAAGAUUAUUGUCACAAAAUCUGAAGCCAAAAACAAGUCCUAAUAACGAAGUUAAUGAUGAUUCUAAUGGUAAUAGCGUUACUUGCGAGAUCGUUACUAGUAAUAUCAAUACUAACGAAAAUACUCAUAAUAAAAUUACCACUAAUGAUAAAAAUGACAAGUUGUCCUUUACGUCUCCUCAAUCAGGUGGAGUUUAUUCUUGGAAGAAUAAACGACACAGUUAUACUCCUACUUUACUCACUAACUACAACUAUGGUAAUAAUAUUGGUAACAAUUAUAUUAACACUUCAACAUCAAUACAGACUAUAAAUAACGAAGACACUAAUAAAUUAGCGAACAGUGCGCCUUGGAAAAUGACGAAAGCUGAUUCAUUUACGUUGAUGAAACCAUCACUGCAUAACAACGGUAAUAAUGAGAUAUAUUUGACAAACAGUAAUCCAGGAUUUACAACUAAUUUCAACGACAAUAAAGAUAAUAAGUAUUCAUCUUUAUGUACACGGACAAAUAAUUAUGAUACAUUAUUUAAACGUAGCUCCUCUACAUCUCCAUAUAGACCAUUAGCAAAUUAUCGUCCAUCUUGGUCACUGUCAUCUAAUCAUAAAAUUCUAUCUAAUGAAACACUUUACAAUAGUGUUGAUUAUCACAAUGAGUAUGUGACACCUAAACAAAAAUAUUUAGAUUCGAAAAUUUCGAACAAUAAUAUCAGUAGUAAACGCCGUCCAUCAGACAACGAGACAACAACUGGAACACAAACGCCAAUGACCACAGUUAUCUCUCAAAAUUUACAGGGUUCACUAACGACAUUAUCGUCAUUGGGUGGCAACGGAAAUAAUAAUGCGACUAGAUAUUUGAAUAAAAAUGACCAUUUUCCACCUAGACCAAUUAUUGCUAAACCUUCAUUCCAUUCAAAACACAAUACUAAUGAAGUAAACAUGGAACGAAAUGAUGAACAUCAUAAAUAUGGUAGAACAUAUUAUAUUGCACGUCGACCUCAAAUUGCACAAUCAAAUCAUCAAAAAUAUCUACCUCAUGCAUUAAAUCAUGACCGUAAUCUUUCAUUUAAUAAUAUUUAUGAUGCUAACACCUUGAUAAAUAACACUGAUACUGCUGAUCAUGAUUUCAAUUUUACGAACAAAACAAUCAGUAAGAAAAUAAACAGAAUGUCAGAUUUUUUGAAGCCAAAUUCCUAUCUUUCAAACAGCACGUUAGCUUCGUACGGGAGAAAUUCAUCGUCUUUAAAUUCUUUACCAAAUGAAAUCGGUUCUUUGCCUUCGUUAAUUCAAUCUGAGUACUACAAUGAUGAUCACCGUAUUAGCAGUAAUCAUAGUGAUAAAGUUGUUGCUAACCGUAGUAUCUUCGACAAUUACUCCCCGAUUUAUUAUCCAAAUAACCAGACUUUAUAUACUGCUCGGCGUAAUUUUCCAGAUGAUCGGAGUCAUCCAUCCCUACAAACAAAAUAUUCUUAUCACCAAGAUAAUCCAGAAGCUUUUCGAUCAUUUAGCGUUAGUCCAGAAAUAGGAAGAAGAAUUUCUGAAGAUUCUGUGAUGUUACCCUCUAGAAGCUACAAUGAAAACAUUAAUAUGAUUGGGUCAAAUUCUAAUCUUCGUCUUUGUUCAUCUUCCCCAUCACCAAUUAAGAGAAAACCGUAUCAAGUUUCUUUCAAUCUUGAUAGAAAUACUUACAUCGAAUACCCUUACUCAGAAUCCUCAACUUCAUUAGUGCAAUGCAAACGUGUACCAGGUUAUAUAAGUUCAAGUGGAGCUACUCCAGGAGAAACCAAUGUAAACUUUAAAACAUCACCAAAAUAUCCAUUCAGUUGGAGCAAUGAAAAUGGGGUAACAACAAUUGGAAAAGCUGUAAAUGGCUAUGAUAAUGAAUAUUCCAAACAAAUUAAUUAUCCACCUAGUUUGUAUGCUUCAUGGCCUAUCAGGCCAAAGUAUAAUCGUUAUUCAUCACCUCCUCCACAACCAACUUUAAAUCAUGAUGGGGAUAACAUUAAUUUUAAUUGUAGUACAACUGAUCAAACUGCCAUUAUAGAUCCUUCUACACUUAAUAGUUAUACUGCAGCCAAACCAGAAAUCCGUUUUAUCGAUACAACUUUAAGUUCACCAGGGAAUUUUAAUUUAAACAGCAUUAAUAAUAUAAAUACGAAUAAACCUCCAGUGUUCGGAAGAUCUCUGAAUGGUUUAAAAUUGCUUUUGUCCAAAUCUACGCAUCGUUUCGAUGCAAACAAUAGUAACGCUAAUCUAAAUGGUGGUAAGUCAUUAUUUAAGCAAAUCGAACAUGAUUCAAUCAAUCCAAGACAUAAUUCAGCAAUCGAUAUUUUGAAUCAAACAUCAUCAUUUUCUUCAUAA